UUUGUAGUAGUAAAUAAAAGGGCUUAAAUUAUAGUCGGUGAGAAAUUAUAAUUGUAAUCAAAAAAUGAUACUUAUUGAUUAAUAGUUAGUUUAAUAAUAGAUUAUUAAUCCUAAUUUUAAUUUUUAAUAGUAAAAUAUUCUCACUUAAAUUAUACCAUUGUUUGAUGUUUCGUCACAUUAACAAUAUUUAGAUACUGGAAAAUUUAAAAAGUUCUUUGAAGUAAUUGAAGAAUUAGGAAGAGGAGGUUUUGGUAGAGUAUAUAAAGCUAUGUGUAAAGUUGAAUAAAAAAUAUAUGCAAUUAAAUAAAUUGCAGUACCUUUUGAACCUGGUUAAAAUCCAACAGAACAUAAAUAUUAUAGAGAAGUAAAAAGUAUGAACAGUCUUAAUCAUCCAAAUAUUGUUAGUUAUAAUACAAGUUGGUGGGAAGAAUGUGAUGAUGAUAUGAUGAAUCAAUUAUAACUUUUUAUUUAAAAUUAAAAUAUUAGUAAUGCAAGUAGUUUUGAAGCUUAGGUUAAUAAUAAUAAAAGUAAUCAUCAUUAUUAGAUUAGUAAUGAAAAAACAUCGAAUAAUUAUAAUGAAAGUGUCCAGGUUUCUUGCAUUGAAUGGGAAUAAACUAAUGAAAAUAAAAACAAUUUAAAUGAAAGUUAGAGUAACUCAUAAUUAAUUGAUAAAAUUACUAAAAUGGAAUCGGAUUCUUAAGAUUAAUAUUACUAUUAAGAAUAAUAAUAAAGUAAAUACAGCGCUAUUCAUAUAACAAAAUAAUCCAAAAUUUUAGCAUUAUUUAUAUAAUUUGAAUAUUGUUCUGGAAAAACAUUAAGAAAUUAUUUUGAAGAAUCAAAAGCCUUCAAAUAUAUUACUAUAAAAUAGAAUAAUAAAAAUAGGAGAUUUUGGGUUAUCCAUAUAAAAAAAAGAAAAAUACAUUAAGAAAAUUAUAAUGAGUAGCAUUUACCUGAAUUAAAUAAAUAAAACUCUUUGAGUAAUAUACAUACAGGAAAUGUUGGAACUCCUUUUUAUAUGCCUCCUGAAUAAUAAAAUAUGACAGGAUAUUAUGAUGAAAAGAUAGAUGUAUAUUCUUUAGGAAUUAUUCUGUUAGAAAUUAUUUAUAAAAUGUAAACUUAUCAUGAAAGAUUGAUAACUGUAAAUUAACUUAAAGAAAAGAGAUAAUUACCUAAUGAAUUGUAUAAAGAAUAUAAAUAUGCCUAUCUGGAAGUUUUUAGAGGACACUAACUUCCAUUAGCUAGAGUUAAAAAAAUAAUGAAAUCUGAUGAAGACGUAAGAAUGAUAAGUGCAGAAGCCCCAGUUUUAUUUGCAAAGGCAUGUGAAAUAUUUAUUAUUGAAUUAACUCAUAGGGCUUGGUUAUUUACAGAGGAAGGAAAAAGAAGAACUUUAUAGAAAAAUGAUAUAGCCGCAUGUAUAUAUAAUACAGAAAUUUUUGAUUUUUUAAUUGAUGUUGUUCCUAAAGAAGACGUGAAAUAAAAUCCUUAUAUUUAAAAUAAUUAAUAAGAAUUAUUAUAGGCUUAAAAUCCAAUAGGACCA
Messenger RNA from Ichthyophthirius multifiliis, 1537 nucleotides. RefSeq names its product transcription factor hap5a family protein, putative. Lineage: Eukaryota; Ciliophora; Oligohymenophorea; Hymenostomatida. Gene Ontology annotation, cellular component: nucleus. The annotation marks the transcript as partial. Gene Ontology annotation, biological process: protein phosphorylation; regulation of DNA-templated transcription. Gene Ontology annotation, molecular function: ATP binding; DNA-binding transcription activator activity, RNA polymerase II-specific; protein heterodimerization activity. The record is from RefSeq and is a predicted model, not a curated record. The transcript is spliced from 6 exons.